Molecule: messenger RNA, 1422 nt
Organism: Kluyveromyces marxianus DMKU3-1042
Lineage: Eukaryota; Fungi; Ascomycota; Saccharomycetes; Saccharomycetales; Saccharomycetaceae
Gene: ENP1
Product: snoRNA-binding rRNA-processing protein ENP1
Exons: 1
Coding region: 1-1422 (473 amino acids)
Biological process (GO): rRNA processing
Cellular component (GO): preribosome, small subunit precursor; nucleolus; cytoplasm
Molecular function (GO): snoRNA binding
Source: RefSeq, a predicted model, not a curated record
AUGGGGAAAGUGAUGAGUAAUAACGGCCGGAAGCAGAGACAUGAUCCUCUCUUGAAGGAUCUUGACUCUCAACACGGGAACUUGAAGAAACAAGGCAAGAAGAAGGUCGAGAACAAAUCUCAGGAUGAUAACACUAAGGAUGAGGAAUUUGUUGAUGCUCAACAAUCUAGAAAGAUCUUGCAGUUGGCUAAGGAACAACAAGAAGAAAUUGAACAAGAAGAUGAACAAGCUUUGAAGACGUCCCAACAAGUUUUGAACAGAUUCCGUGUUUCUCAUUACGAUGAAGAUGAUGAGGAAGAUGAGGCUCAAGACGGCAAUAUUUCUGAUUUUGAUCCAGAGGAUGGCGAUGAAGCUUACGAAGGUUUCGAGGAAGAAGAGGUUGUCGAAAUCGACGAAGAAGACGCAGAAAUGUUCGAUCAAUACUUCAAGACUUCCGCUGAUUUCAAUUCCAGCAAUGGUUCUUACAACCUAGCUGAUAAGAUCAUGGCUUCUAUCAGAGAAAAAGAGAUGGAACUAGAGGCGAAUGGAGAAGAGGUCGUCUCAAAUGAACCAGCUGCUCCUGCGGACCGUUCCGAGGGUGUUGCAUUACCACCAAAAGUUAUCAAGGCUUACUUAGCCGUCGGACAAAUCAUGAAAACAUGGAGGCACGGUAAGCUACCCAAGCUUUUCAAAGUUCUUCCAUCUUUGAAUAACUGGCAAGACGUCCUUUACGUCACAAACCCAGAAGAAUGGUCUCCAAAUGCCGUUUACGAAGGUACCAAGCUUUUCGUUUCGAACUUAUCAGCCAAGGAAGCUCAAAAGUUUGUCAUUUCUGUGUUAUUGACAAGAUUCCGUGAAGAAAUAGAAUUCAACGAAGACCAUAACCUAAACUACCACGUAUACCGUGCUUUGAAAAAGUCUCUAUAUAAACCUGCUGCAUUCUUCAAGGGUUUCCUAUUUCCGUUGGUAGAAUCUGGGUGUAACGUUAGAGAAGCAACCAUUGCUGCAAGUGUGUUGUCUAAAGUAUCAGUACCUGCUCUUCAUUCAGCAGCUGCCCUAUCAUACCUUCUUAGAUUGCCUUUCUCUCCUGCUACUACAGUGUUUAUCAAGAUUCUUUUAGAGAAGAAGUAUGCUUUGCCUUACCAAACUGUCGAUGAGUGUGUCUUCUAUUUCAUGAGAUUCAGAGAAGUUAGUGAUGGUAGUAAUGGUCAAGAUGCUGUCAGAGUUUUACCUGUAGUAUGGCACAAGGCUUUCCUUGCUUUUGCUCAAAGAUAUAAGAAUGAUAUCACUCAAGAUCAAAGAGAUUUCUUACUUGAAACUGUACGUCAAAGAGGACACAAGGACAUUGGACCAGAAAUUAGAAGAGAACUAUUAGCUGGUGAGAGUAGAGAAUUUGUUAGCGAUGUCGGUAACAAAGCUGAUCUAAUGCUUGAUAUCCUGUAG